This is a messenger RNA of Vespula pensylvanica (western yellowjacket), 4357 nucleotides long. RefSeq names its product protein Daple (gene Girdin). Lineage: Eukaryota; Metazoa; Arthropoda; Insecta; Hymenoptera; Vespidae. The transcript has 23 exons. Gene Ontology annotation, molecular function: dynein light intermediate chain binding; microtubule binding. Gene Ontology annotation, cellular component: centrosome; cytoplasm. The record is from RefSeq and is a predicted model, not a curated record. Bases 584 to 4357 code for a protein of 1257 amino acids. Gene Ontology annotation, biological process: cytoskeleton-dependent intracellular transport; cytoplasmic microtubule organization.
CAAAGUUGACUCAUGCUGUCAAUUCUUAAAAAUACAAACUAAAUAUGAAGCAUAUAUUUAGCGUUAAGGUUUGACUAAAAUAAUUCAUAUUUUUAAUUUUAUAACUAGAUGCAAUUGCAUACAUGUAAUAAAUAAUUCUAGUUACCAUACCGUGAGGGGGUAUAUUAAAGUACCCCCUAGUACGGACCAUUCUUGAAUCAGUCGUGUACAUUCUGUCAUAGGAGGUGUAAUUUUAUAUGAAGAAAUUUACGCAAAGAGUAUUAGGACGAUCUUUGAAAUACACGUGGGAAGACUAAUGAAUAAUUAAAGGUUGUGUUAUGAAGUAUAAGAAUAUAAUUAUUUUUUGAUUGUGUGACAAUUAUCCGUAAAAUGCAAUAAUUGAUUGUACUUAUCUCAUUGUAAUAAAUUAUCAUUUUAAAGAAAACAAUGAAAGUAAAUGAAAGUAAAAAUUUUUUCUGAGAACAGCAUGUGCAUACUAUUGCAUAUGACAUAAAUAUUUACUACUUGUGCUUCUCUCUCAUAAUCAAGUGUGAUUAUUUUGUAAAUAAUUCUAAUAGAAUUGUAUUACAAGAAAAUUAUUAAAAUGGCAUCUUCUGCAAUUGAUGAUUUAUUAUCCGGGCCGUUAGUAACAUGGUUUGCUAGCUGUCUUGAAGAUCCUGAUGUAUUAUCUACGUACGAAGAUUUAGUAGAUGGUAUUCUUCUGCAUAAUGUUUUUUUACAAAUUGAUCCAGAACCUUUGCACGACGAAGUAAUCCCACCCGGUGGAAAUCCAGUUAUUCGUGCAAAAAAUUUGCAGAUUAUAGUUGGAAAUAUGAAACAGUUUUAUGAAGAAGAAUUGGGUCAUGUACUAUUAAGAUUACCUGAUACGAUAAAUUUAGGUAAAGAGCCAGAGUUGCAUAUUGUUGAUAUGAAGUUGCUUUUAUUAUUACUUCUCGGAUGUGCAGUACAAUGUCCCAACAAAGAAAAAUUUAUAACAAAAAUUAAAACUCUUAAUGUUGAUACUCAACUUGCGAUAGUUGAAUGUAUAAAACAGGUUACGGACAAUCAAGAUAUAGUAGUUACUCAAGAUGCUAUGGAAAAUGUUAAUAUGGGUUGUCUUUUCAUGCAAAUAAAAACUAUAGUUCAGGAAUUAAAUUUGUACAAAGAGAAAUGGGGUAACGUAGCCGCGAAUGAAAUCUCUGAAAGAAAUGACUCGUCUAUUAGUGCAGAAGCCGAGGAAAUAAAUAAAGUUCAACAAUCUAAUCCAGUUACAAAAUCCGAAAGAGAAGAUAGUCAUCAUUAUGCCGUUGAGUUAGCCGAUUGGAAGUCAAAAGUUAGAAAACAGAGACAAGAGCUGGAAGAAAAGACAGAAGCUUUGCUUGAAUGUAAAGAAGAACUUGAACACAAUAAAGCUUUGUUGGUUAAGCUCAAGCAAGAGAACCAGGAAUUAAUGCAUGAAGCACGGACAGCGAAGUCAUACAGAGACGAAUUAGAUGCGGUGAUUGAAAGAGCAGAACGCGCUGAUCGCUUAGAAAUAGAAGUAACACGUUACAGAGAAAAAUUGACAGAUAUUGAAUUCUAUAAAACUCGUAUCGAAGAGUUACGCGAAGAUAAUAGAGUCUUGAUGGAGACACGAGAAAUGCUUGAGGAACAAUUAAGUUCAUCACGAAGAAGAGCAGAUAAGGUUCUGGAACUCGAAUCUGAGAUUAUUAAAUAUAAACAAUUACUCAAUGACAUGGCUUUGGAACGAGCAGCAGAUAAAGAAAAAUAUCAAGAAUUGAUAGAAGAAAAUGCUCAAUUACAUAGACUAACUAAAGCUGCGGCUAACGAAGCUGCAUUAGCUGGAUCUAUCAGCGAUUCGGAAGAACCAGCACACACUGAUAAUAGAUUAUCAGAUCAACUAACUAAUAAUGCACAAACACGAGCGCUUAAAUUAGAAUUGGAGAAUCGACGACUAGUAACAUUAAUUGAUUCAUUGAAGGAAAAUUCAUUUCAUGAAAAUUCAUCUCGUGUUUUGGAAUUAGAGAAGGAAAAGAAAAAACUUACAUUAAAAAUUGAAUCAUUGAAUGAUAAUAGUGAACGAUUAACACAACAAAAUUCAGAUCUUGAAUUAGUAUGUAAACAAGCUUUAGAGGAAAAUAAAAAGCUUCAGAAUUCUCUUAAAAACCAGCGAGCAUCGUUUGAAAAACAACAGCAGGAUCUUCAAAUACAACAUGGGAAGAUGGUGGAGUUAGAGAAACAAUGUGACGUUGUCGUAAAAGAAAAACAACGCGUACAAUCUUUACUGGAGAGCGUACAAAGACGUGCAGACGAUUUAGAACGUACAUUAGAAAUAACAAACCAAAAGGUAGAAGAACUUAAAGAUAUCGAACAUAAAAUGAACGAUAUAAAAUCUAAAUGCACCGAUUUAGAGUCAAAAAUUGCAGUAUUAGAAAAAGAAAAGGAUAUCGCUCAAAGAGAUACACAUAGGUUCAAAGAGAUAAUUGAGGAGAAAGAUGUAGCUUUGGACAAAGCAACAAAUACGAUUGAGGUAUUAGAAAGAAAAGUUGUACAACUCGAACAGGAAGUUCAUAAUUCUUUAUCACAAAUUUUAAGAUUACAAGAAGUCGAAAGAUCUAGUAAAGAAUUAGAUUCAAGAGCUGCAAUUGAUAGAGAAACAUUGGAGACAUUGCAAUCAAAGUUAGUUGCAGAAAAGUUAAACACGCAACAAUUGUAUGCAGUUUUAGAAAAACUUGGCCUUAGUGAUAAUAUGUUAUCUCUUUCUUUGGAUAAUAUAUUGGAAAGAAUUGGACAAAAUCCAGAGGUAAUAAAUCAUGUUAAAAAAUCGAUGAAAUCAGAGUCUUCUCGUUAUCGUUCAGUCAUCGAAUCAGAAUCAACGAAUACAGAUGAAAACAGUCAAUCCGAUCUUAAUAGUGCCUUACAAAAAACGAUAGAAUCAUUAAAGAAAGAACAAGAGCAGUUGCAAUCAAAAUUAACUGCAACGGAAACAAUGUCAGAAAAUCUUUUAUCAGACAAUACAAAGCUUCAAGUAUACAUAACUACUUUACAAUCUCAAAGUACUUCAUUAGCCUCGCAACACACAGCAUUGCAGCUUGCAAAUUCACAGCUUGUUGCUGAGAAGGAAGAACUUUUGAAAGAACGUAGCAUGCAGCAUCGCGCACACUCGGAAUUACUUCACGAUCAAGAUACGUUACAAUCUUUACACGAGCAAUUAAACAAUGAAUAUGAGAACCUACUUCAUGAGCGUGAAACACUUAAAUCUAGUUUGAGAGAUGUAAAGAAUGAAAUGAGAAUGUUACGUGAGUCGUGUGAAAGAUUGGAAUUGAAGAACAAGGCUCUUUUGACUGACAAAGAGACGUUGAUUAGCAAUGCAAAGAGUUUAAAUAAUUUAAGAGGAGAACAUUCCAAGCUAACGGACGACUUCAGGAACUUGUAUACAGCGACAGAAAAAUUAAAAAUAGAAUAUAGAAAUUUACAAGAGGAUUAUAGAAAAAAUAAAAUAGAGACGAAUAGAUUGAGCUUAAAACAAACUGAAAUGCAAGGUGAACUUAGUAGUAAAGAUGAGAGAUGUUCUAAUCUAGAAUUACAAAUAAAUAAAUUAAAUCAAAGAUGCGAGAUGUUAUUGCAUAUGAAUUCUGGUCUGGAUAACGAUAGACGUUCUUUAAUGGAACAUAUAACUUUGCUUUUUAGUCAAUAUCACGAACUUUUGACGCAUUCGCUCGAAGAUAAAGAACAUUAUCAUAUGGAAGAGAAAAUGUACACGGAUAAAGUUAAUCAUUUAUAUAGGCAAAAAGAAAAACUGGAAGACAAGAUAAUGGAACAUUAUCGAAAAUUAGAAAACUGUAGUACAAAAAAAAAAGGAUUUGCUCUUGGUUUUGUUCGUAAAGUUAAAAAAGCUAGUUCAGAACUUCUAAACAAGAAACGACGGUCUUGGGCAGACGAUAGCAAACAAUCUGAAGGAAAAACGUACGAAUCAGAAUCUGGUGGAAAUGACUCUGAUGCAAGUAUUGAAGAUCAUCGAGUAACAGGAUCAAUGAAUAACAAAAGUUUAGGAUCCGAAGCAUUUUCACUGGGCCAUCCAGGAACUAGAAGAACGGUUUAUUAUAACGAUGAUUCACCACCACCUUCUAACACUUUACCGGAGCAAGAGGAUGAUAGACGCACAGUUCAGUUAGAUCAGAAUUUAAGGACCGAAUCGCAAACAGAAGCACGUCCAUUUUUAAUAUACAACAAAGUAUCCGCAGUUAUAAACGAAUCGAAAAAUAUUAAUAGUGGAACGCCAAAAGAUAUGGUUCAAGAUGAAGGCCUUACAGAAACUCCAACAGAUAAGGAUCCAAAAACAGGUUGUCCAAUUUGGUACGAAUAUGGAUGUGUGUAA